Capsicum annuum is the source of this 1004-nucleotide messenger RNA. RefSeq lists its product as uncharacterized. NCBI's taxonomy places the organism in Eukaryota, Viridiplantae, Streptophyta, Magnoliopsida, Solanales, Solanaceae. The transcript is spliced from 3 exons. The record is from RefSeq and is a predicted model, not a curated record. The coding region runs from base 262 to 711 and encodes 149 amino acids.
CUCUAUACCUUUCCGUUCUUUCUCUCUCUCUAUUUAUAUCUUUUGUAUGUCUUCAAUAUCUUGCUUUCUCUUUCUCCCCCCCCCCCCCCCUCUUGUAUACCCUAAAUUGAUCUACUCCUCCUUUUCCCCUUUUCUUGAUUUGUUGUUGUUAAUUCAGUUAUCUAUAUAUAAAGAUUAGAUUUUUAUCUCUUCUCUAUGAGUUUUGAUCCAUAGGUAAGAUAGAUAUUUAUUACAACUGUCUUCUUCUCUUCAUUUAACAAGAUGUCAAUGAUGCCUCAUCAGAUUCAGGAAUACUAUGGGCAGAAGGGUAUGUGGAUGUAUCUAUGCAUCCGCUUUAAAAAGUACUUCUCUUCAAGCCAAGCUAUAGCAGGCCAUACUAAGCGUCACUUCAAGGAUGGGUGGGUUAAAGGAACCCCCCAAAGCAGAAAGUUUGUGAAACUUUCUGAUUAUCAACAACAACUAGGUUUUGCUACUACCUCAUGUAUUUCCAAUCAGCAGGUUGUUUCUGCAGGAACAUCUGAAAUGACUCAACAAAUGCUCAUCAAUUUCAAAAAGGAGGUGUGCAGAUUUCUGGAAGCCUGGCAGCUCAACCUUCAUGUCAAGCUGGUUCGUGAUCUGAUGGUACUAGCUAGGAUCAGGGAUCGUCUUAUUGGAAAGAAGCAAGAAACCAUUUGGCGCGUUCUUGCUAGUAUAGUUGAUAAGUACGGGUAGAUUCAAAUAGUGCAUUAAAAAGGUCAAUUUGUGCAAUUGCCAUCAACAGAAUCUACAUGGUCCUUGAGCACAUCUCUGUUUGGGGUCCUUGCCCAAUUGUCAUUGUUUAAUUUUAUUUGUUUUUUCGCUUUUCACUUUAGAGUAAUUGAUAAAAAUAUUAUCAUGUGAUUAGGAGGUCAUGGAUUCAAUUUUUGGAAAUAGUGUCCAAUAGAAAUGUAAGGUAAAACUGUGUACAGUAGACCCUUGUGGUCGCGUUUUCCCCAAACUCUGCACAUAGAGAAAACUUUAAUGCA